CUUUCGUGACGAUGGCGAAGACACCAACAAAGAAACGACCACAAUGACUAUUAACACAGUUCAUUCUAUUGUUCUAAGCCACCGGUUUCCUCCACCUUGCGGUUUCCAUUUGUUCGGCCCGGCUUCCCUUGUAGCUAUUAAUACCCAUCCUUUUCCUACUGCACUGCUAUUAUUGUUGUCAUUAUUGUUGGCGAUCGCCCAAAUCUCGCUUCCGCUCCCACUCGCAGCCCUUCCGACUGCCGGAAUCCCCCAAAGCAUCGCUCCCUCUUGGUCGAUCUUGAUGCUCGCUUUUGGCCGAGAUCCGCAGAUCGGAUGCGCUGGAUUCGCAGUCUGCUUAGGAGGCUAGGUUUUAUUAUCCUUGGAGCUAACUGGAACGGGAGGUCGGAGUCGCUGGGUUCUUGUUGAAUUAGGAGAGGAUGAGUAGCAAGAAGCAGGACGAGAGGAAUGAGAAGAUCAUCAGAGGUCUCCUCAAGCUUCCUCCCAACAGGAAGUGCAUCAACUGCAACAGUCUGGGUCCACAGUACGUUUGCGUCAAUUUUUGGACUUUCAUCUGCGUGACUUGCAGCGGAAUACAUCGUGAGUUUACUCACCGUGUGAAAUCGAUAUCUAUGGCAAAAUUUACUUCUCAAGAAGUUGAGGCUCUACAAAAAGGAGGCAAUCAGCGUGCCAGAGAGAUAUUCUUGAAGGAUUGGGAUACAGAAAAAAUGAGGUUGCCUAGUAGCAGCAACCUUGAUAAGUUGAGAGAAUUCAUCAAAUAUGUUUAUGUGGAAAAGAAGUAUGCUGGUGGGAUAUCCUCUGACAAGCCACCAAGAGACAUGCAGACCCACAAGAACCAUGAAGAUCACAGGAGAGCCAGUUCUUAUCAUUCCUUCUCACAGAGCCCACCUUAUGAUGGUCAAUAUGAAGAAAGAUGCAAUGGCAAAAUGUCUGGGAUGCUGGCAAGAAAACCUGGUUCAGAUCGUAGUCUGUAUGAAGGCAAGAUUUCCAGCUUCAUGUUCAGUCCAGGUCACCAAGCAAAGCAGUUGUAUGAGGAUAGAUUUGCUAACGAGACUCCUAAUUCAAGGAAUUCAGACUACUCCAUUACUAGUGGAGGAGGUUCAUCUAUAUUUUAUGGCCAGUCACCAAAUCUGCAGGACACUGAUAAUAGCAGUCCUCCUUUACAUCAAGUAAGAAAUAUUUUGAUUGAAGAUACACGACCCUCAGUGUCGAAUACAUAUGCUGAUGCAAAUAUCAAGAAGAAUUUUAAUGGGUUCCCACAUUCACAGAGGACUGCAUCAUCAAGUAGCUUCGGAUCCUUUGACAGUAACUCUGCAUCUUUGACACCAUCUAGUUCAAGUAACAUAAUUGAUCUUGUUCUCGAGUCAGAGAACUCAUCUCCAGUCAAGCAUCCAGAUAUAUCUGUAACUCCCUCUGUGAUGCAAGACUCUGCUCCUACGCAUGCAAGGAGUCAGGAUCUUUUUGGUCUACCAGUUAUGAAACAACCAAUUCCUUCUUCAAAUUUAUUAACAGAUGUAUUUGCUGUUAACCAUCAACGUUUGUCUCCUGUCCCUUCAGAAGAAAAAGAAUUGACCAAAUCAUUCUCUGAUAGUGUCGGGUGGGCCACAUUUGACUUACCUCCUCAAGCAAAUCCUGCUUCUGAACAGAAGGACCCUACUUCUGUGGUUUCUCAGGCUAUAAAGCAUCAAUUUCCACAAAAUGCAGCUCAGGACCUUUUUUUCCUUUUUGCUGACCAGCAUAAUGAAAUUAUACCAUCAUCAGAAACAGAUAAAAGUUCUCAGACCUGGGAUGCAUUUGGUUUUUCUGAUGGAAAUUUUCAACCAACAUCAUCCGACAAACUAUUGCAGACCAAUGAAGCAAAAGUUCUGGUGCACAAUCCUCCUGCAACUGGGGUUCUAUAUUCCAGUUUACAAUAUCAAGAGGUACCUGUCGAGGUUGGUUCACAAAAUUUCAGCACAGAUGAAUUUUCGGCUCUUAAUGUACCAUAUGAUGGCUCAUCUGGAUCUUCAUUUUUCUCAGUUCCAUUCUUGAAGGGAGGGACUACUCAAGAACAGAAAUCAACAAAUCCAUUUGAUCUUCCAUAUGAUUCAGAUGUAGACAAAGAUAAUUUGUGUGUUGCUUUUCUUUGCAGUUUCCAGACAUGCACUCAUUGCAAACUGCAUUGCCAAAUCAACUUUUGCCUACAAAUUUACUUGGUGGACAGCCCCAAACAUGGUUUUCACAGAAUUCAGUUGCAGCUUGCGUUAUGCCUGUACCUCAAGGAAGCCUAGCAUACAAUGCAGGGCAGGUACCAAGCUCUCAAUUGCGGGACUUAACUUCACAAGGUCCUGUUGCAUCCUUUGGUGGAAACCCUUUUGCUUAGAGAACUGCUCGAUCAGUUUGUCUGCCAAGGGUAUACCUACUGGUGGGAUUCGACAUGUUUAUACGUUGCGUCGUAGCCUGUAAUCGAGGGCACAUGUACUGAUAUUCUCUUCUGAACCUUGUGCUACAGCCACAUCUGGAGGGUUAUACAACAUAUGCAAUCUGGCAUGUUUCAUAUAUAUAUGUGCUGGCUUGAAAGAUUUCCCGAGUGGAAAUAGGUAAGUUUUAUGGACUUAAGGAGAUGAUAUUUUGGGUAUAUGUUUGAUAUAUGUUCGAACAAUGUUAACUGUUUUGUGGUUGCAUGUUGUUUGUUCCUUUUAUUGGCCUCAGAUUUAUCAGAGCUUUGGCAAUUAUGUUAACCUGGUACUAGGGGUUUAAAGAACUGUUGAUGCUUUAACCCGAUUUGCUGCAACUAGUUAAUUGUACCAUAUUUAUUUGUUGAGAUCUUGUCAUUCCAGAAGAGUGUUUGUAAUUCGUUUGUUUAUCUUUCGUUAGUAUGACGUUCUCAGAUGUAACAUUGACUUUGCCGCUUGCUUUUGUGUUUAAAGAACGUGAUAGUUGCGACUGUUCCGUA
Musa acuminata subsp. malaccensis (wild Malaysian banana) is the source of this 2932-nucleotide messenger RNA. RefSeq names its product probable ADP-ribosylation factor GTPase-activating protein AGD14. Gene Ontology annotation, molecular function: GTPase activator activity. The record is from RefSeq and is a predicted model, not a curated record. NCBI's taxonomy places the organism in Eukaryota, Viridiplantae, Streptophyta, Magnoliopsida, Zingiberales, Musaceae.